GAGGAGAGCAGAAUAGUUGUUUUUCUAAGCCCACGCGGCUCACAUAGAGACGUGUCUCACGAAAAGAGAGGGAAUAUUUUUUUUACGUUUUCUUCUGUUCAUUUUCUCAAAAUGGAUCAUACGGAAUUAAAACCUUGUUAAACUGGGAUUUUCUUCAAUCUGAAUUCAACAGUAAAUCAGAUUUAAUCUCAGACUGAUUCUUCUUGUGGGACUAGUUUUAUUAGGAUCCUACUAGUUGUCUGGAUAUAAUACCAGUCUGUCUUUGAGAUGGGGUCCAGAACUCUUCUACUUGUUCUGGGUCUUCAUUUCACUCUACUGGGGAACCUAGUGGCCAAAGGUUGUGACCCUGGCUUCAUAUUCAAAACAAGAAAACAAUGUGUUGAUACAGAUGAAUGUAAAGACAGCACCCCACGCUGUGGAAGUAAUGCCACAUGUUACAACACACAGGGGAGCUUCUACUGUCAGUGUCUACCUGGGUUCAAAUCCACAACGACUGUCAACUUUACUGCUCUCACUGGACAGUGUACUGACCUCAAUGAGUGCCUGGAGAAACCACAGGUUUGUGGCAACAACACCAUUUGCCUCAACACCAUCGGGAGCUUCAACUGCCAGUGUCGACCUGGGUUCAGAUCUAACUUAACCAACGUCACUAGACACUGUGAGGACGAGGAUGAGUGCGUGUGGGUUCCCCCGGUGUGCGGCGCUCAGGGCAUGUGCACAAACACACCUGGCCGAUACACCUGCACCUGUCCGUCAGGGCUCAGUAACCACGGCAACAACUCCGCCCCCUGCACAGACAUAGAUGAGUGUAAUGAUAUCGCUGGUGUCUGUGGAGUGGGCGGGGACUGCCAGAACCAGAAAGGAAGCUACAGUUGCCUCUGUCACCCUGGAUACAGUAACUACAACAACAAACAGGCUCAGUGCUCAGUACUGACCUGUGACCAGUUCAAAGCCAAUGAGACUCCUGGACAGACUGUCCCAGGUUUAGCUGGUCUCCUGUCUCUGAUGAGGAACAGCUGUCUGGUUUUGAGUAACUCUGGGGACGCAGCCGGAGGGAAACUAACUGGAGAGGUGUUACUGGAGAAUGUCUUCACAGAGAUGGACGGACUCUUGUCUCACGAUAUCCUAAGCAACAACCGGGAGGUGAGUGGUAUGCUAGGCACCGUGGAAGACGCCAUGAGGCUCAUCGGGCCGCAGCUCAGAGACAACCACACCACCAUGGAGACAGACCACGCAGCGACUGAGCUUGCAGUGAGGAGGGGACAGACUCCGCCCACUGGGCCAAUCAGCUUGGCCAAUGACAACGCUCGACUGGACACCAGCUGGGAGACAGCCACCGGCAGCGGGACAUACCCAGGUUUCGCUCUGGCUGGGUUGGUGUGUUACAAGACAAUGGAGACAUCUGUCAACAACUCCUUCCAGUAUCUCACUGACACAGACACAGACACAGACACAGACACAGACACAGACACAGACACAGACACAGACACGGCGUCAAAGCCUAGCUACCAGAUCAGUUCCAAGGUGGUAACAGCUUUCGUCAGUAACCCAGCAACAGAACACCUCGCCCAGCCUGUCAUCCUCACCUUCAAACAUCUACAGGUGAGGGCGGAGUCAGUGGAGAUGAACUAUACCUGUGUGUUCUGGUUGGAGGGGCGUGUCCAUGAAGAGGGAGGGGCGUGGUCAAGGCGUGGCUGUACCAAAGUCACAUCUAAUGCUACACACACCGUGUGUUCCUGUUCCCACCUGAGCAGCUUUGCUGUUCUCAUGGCCCUCUACCCUGUAGAGCACACCUUUGAGCUGCGUCUUUUGACGUGGCUGGGUCUGUCGGUGUCUGUGGUGUGUCUGUUGCUGUGCAUCCUGACUUUCUGGCUGUGUCGGUCCAUCCAGGGGACACGCACCACCAUCCACCUCCACCUCUGUGUCUGCCUCUUCAUCGCUGACCUCGUCUUCCUCAGCGGUAUCUCACACACACAGAGCAAGGGAGGAUGUAGGGUUGUAGCAGGUCUCCUCCACCUGUUCUUCCUAGGAUCCUUCAGUUGGAUGUUGUUAGAGGGGGUUCAGCUCUACCUCAUGGUGGUCCUGGUCUUCAACACUACCAUAAGACCUCUGUACCUGUAUGCUGUGGGAUAUGGACUGCCACUGGCUAUAGUCAUCAUCUCUGCUAUCACCUACCCAGAUGGAUACGGUACCACACAACACUGUUGGUUGUCUCUGGAGAGAGGAUUCAUCUGGAGUUUCUUCGGCCCAGUGUGCACCAUCAUCAUCCUCAACGUUUUCUUCUUCAUCAUCACUGUCUGGAGGCUGGCCCAGAAGUUCUCUAGUCUCAACCCUGACCUCUCCAACCUACGCAAGAUCAAGGUGUUCACAGUGACAGCAGUGGCCCAGCUGUGUGUGUUGGGUACUAUGUGGAUAUUUGGAGUGUUCCAGUUCCAAGAGGAGGGGACAGUGGUCAUGACAUAUCUCUUCACUAUCCUCAACUCUCUACAGGGAGCACUACUGUUCAUCAUGCACUGCCUACUGAACAAAACGGUUAGAGAGGAGUAUUGCAAGCUGCUGUCCUGUAUCUGCACACCACAGAAGAAGAGAUACUCAGAGGUCAGCACUACCAACCCUUCCUCCAGCCAAUCCCAGGGGUCAAGGAGCGCAGAGAACACGGGGGAGUCGCAGAUAUGACGUCACCAAACACCCAUAAUGCACCUCUUUACUCCCCCUCCCAUGACAAAUGUUCCCACUAGACGGCCAAACUGUAAAGUCAAAAUGGUCGAUAUCCUAAACAUUUAUGAAAACAAAGCUUUGCGUUUAGCAGUGUGGUUAAGAUACAUUGUAGAAAUGGGCAGGGUUUCUGAUUUAGCGUCUUGGCCAGAUAGUGACAACCCAGAAACACUCAGCCCGAGGAUAGUACUGUUCAGGCCAGGUUAGUAGAAAAUGUGUCCAACUAGCCCGCCGGAUAGUAAAAAUGUUAGUCCUCUAGCCAGGUUGGCCAGUGCCCAAAAUCCUUCAGUUACAUCCCUGAUUAGACACUUCAUAUCAGACUUGAUGUUAAUCAAUGUCUUAUCAAUCAGAAGUUAUAUUAUCUUUAUGUCAUCCAAUCAAAGUUAUAUGAUAUUUAUGUCAUCCAAUAGGAAUCUAUAUGAUAUUUAUGUCAUCCAAUCAGAAGUUAUAUUAUCUUUAUGUCAUCCAAUCAAAGUUAUAUGAUAUUUAUGUCAUCCAAUAGAAAUUAAUUUCCUCUUUAUGUACUUAUCACAACCACAAAAGAAAGGUACUAUUUUACAUAGAUUUAUAAUAGUAUUUAUUACCAAGAGCACAAGAUAAGGUGACUUUUCUACGCAAAUAAAUCCAGAGGGAUUUAGAAAAAUAUUAUGUGAAGAUAUGUGUUAGUUGUGACCUAAUGGACUGUUAUACUGUAAAGUUGUAUUGAUCUUUAACACUUUAUUAAUAACUUGUAAGAAUAAGCCUUUAUAAAUGAAUAUACAUGUUUAUAAAUUAUUAUAAAUGUUGUACAUUUUUACGGAAUGGAAGGCUGGUAAUAUUUACACAUUCUUAUAAAUGUUUACAAAUUUAAUUGUAAAUAGUUUAUAAAUCGUUAAAAGGUUUAUUCAUGAUAGUUAUUUUAAAGUGUUACCAUGGUCACCUCUAUGUAUAUAAUGAGAUAAUAUAAUAUUUGUUGUGAACACUUGCAGUGCUUCUGUCCAAAAACAGCAUUUAUCAACAGGUGUUUUAGAAAUACCAGUGGGAAGAUUUCCAGAAUCAGGAGGGAAGAAACAUGAAAUCCAGAUUCUCCAACAGGGAUUGUCACUCAUGGCUUCAUCUUAAAACCAUUGGUUUGUUUAUCACUGGCCAACAAAAUAUAGUGUAGCAAUCCUGACCUGGACUUAAACCUGUGUCCAGCAACUGUUAACCUAACAAAUUAGCCGUUACGCCAAGAGAUCUGAACAGCUUUACGAGGUUGCUAGGUGUUGGGUUAAAGUUGUUUCAAUAGUUGUAUAGGUUGUAGAAUAAAGUAGUAGCAAUGUACUGUACCGUUCUGCCAUUGUAGAGGUCGUUAGGUACAGAUCUAGGAUUAGAAUACAGUAAAUUACUGUACAGUUCAGUAGGCACAGAUCUAGGAUCAGCUUACCCAAACCAAAACCUAACUUAAAGGGGUCAUCCAGGAUUGGUACAUCCAGUUUUGUUACCUUUAACUUAAUGAUUUAUAGCUCUUGGUUCUUGUAGAAUAUUACUUAAAACUGCCUUGUGACCUGGUCAACUGUCGUUCCCCAUCAGAACACCAACUAUAAGCUUGUUUUACUCCAUUGUUUGUACACGAUGUAAAGGUUUAAAACAUGGUUAAAACUAUCAUGUUGAUCUCAUGGAUGGUCAGUCCUUGCAUCCAGAGAUCCAUCUGUGAUUUAGAGAGUGGUUACAUUUCUCCAGUUCCAUCCCUCAGCUGUUAACCACAACCAGUGGUGGGACCACCGGUUUGUUGCUUUUUGAAUCCCAGACUGCCCCUUUAAGGUGCCACCCUAGAUGUUGGUCCCAGAAUAACCAUGGAGAUAAAGUAGAGUCU
This is a messenger RNA of Salvelinus namaycush (lake trout), 4549 nucleotides long. RefSeq names its product adhesion G protein-coupled receptor E1-like. Gene Ontology annotation, molecular function: calcium ion binding; G protein-coupled receptor activity. Gene Ontology annotation, cellular component: membrane. Lineage: Eukaryota; Metazoa; Chordata; Actinopteri; Salmoniformes; Salmonidae. Gene Ontology annotation, biological process: adenylate cyclase-activating G protein-coupled receptor signaling pathway; cell surface receptor signaling pathway. Bases 268 to 2676 code for a protein of 802 amino acids. The record is from RefSeq and is a predicted model, not a curated record. The transcript is spliced from 18 exons.